AUGGCAACGUUUAAAGUUUUCAAAGUCACUUUGAUUUACAACGUCAUAAAUGUCAAACAAUACGUGAAACAACUAAAGAAGGAGGAGAAGCAAGAAAAAAUUGAACACAUUUUGUUCAAAAGUUGGCUUACAAUGGAAAACCAUAACAUUUUAAGAAUUAGUCCCCAAACUGAAAAAACGAGUCAUCGAUUUAAACAAAACGGCUUUGAAAAACAUUUGCCGAAAUCCCAAAUGAAAAUACUCAACCGCAGUCCUUUAAAUAGUAAAAAAGGGAUUCGGUUUUUGAAAGAAGGGGGAAACGCAGAAGACUUCAUCUUCGCUUCUUUCAAAAGAAUAUACGUUAGUGCAAAUUUUAAACGUGGACAAAAAACGCCUUUUGUUUGGCGAGUGCACAAGCAAAAAGUACAGGAAUCAUGGAUGAUUCUGAUUGGUUUAAAAGUGGUCAAUGCGGUGAUUCGACCAAUCACAGGCCAAGGAUUGUUGAAGCAAUAA
Echinococcus granulosus is the source of this 492-nucleotide messenger RNA. RefSeq lists its product as hypothetical. Bases 1 to 492 code for a protein of 163 amino acids. The transcript is spliced from 4 exons. Lineage: Eukaryota; Metazoa; Platyhelminthes; Cestoda; Cyclophyllidea; Taeniidae. The record is from RefSeq and is a predicted model, not a curated record.